AGUCCUCCCUCAGCCCAAAUGGAUAAAGAAUCCUGCUCCCCGGUGUUACCAGUGGUGUGUCCCCGUCGAUUGAAUUAACAUUGAAAAAACAAAGCGUGCGUUUAUCGUCGCUCAUUGUGUAGCCGCGAGUCGCUCCAGAAGUGUCAACACCACCGAAACAACACCCCAAGACAUUCCCAAAACGUCCAAACUGCCAGUUAAUCAAUUGAUUAGAGAAAAAAAAAUCGGUGCACAAGUGAAGUACUACAGGCUAGACGGAUCGAAACGCAUAUUAACGCAGAGGAAGGGGGGGAUAAAAACGGGUAUCACACACAUAACGGGCUGCCUCUGGCGACGAAACACCAGAGGGAGAGGGAAAGAAAGGCACAGUUGCUGUAAUGGCCGCCGUGUCAUGAAAUGAAGGUACCCAGCCAGUGUUGCGGUCCCAUAAUGGAGGAUAACUCCAGUUCAGUAUCGCAAAAUCACAACGGGCCAUUGUCGUCCGGUGCUAAUGUAUCAAUUGGCAACGAUAAACAUCAAAAUAGUGAUAAUGCUGGUGGUAAUGAUGCCAAAGAUCAGAAACCACAGUACUCGAUGCCUGGUAUUCUUCACUUUAUUGAACACGAGUGGGCCCGCUUUGAGCUUGACAGAUCACAGUGGGAGCUCGACAGAGCUGAGUUCCAGGCUAGAAUAGCUUUCCUCCAGGGAGAAAGAAAGUCCCAGGAGAAUCUAAAGAAUGAUCUAGUGAGACGAAUUAAAAUGCUUGAGUACGCUCUCAAGCAGGAGAGGGCCAAGUAUCACAUACUCAAGUAUGGAACAGAGUUGGUAAUCCAGGAUGAUGGAAAACCACCACUUUAUGAGGAGUCCAGCACUGGUGAUAAUUCGGAGGGCGGUGGUGGAGAUGGGGAGGCGCCAUUCUCAUCUGUUAGUAAUGUCACGUGGAGCCAGGGCCGACGGUUAUUAAGAGACUAUUUGCGAGAAAUUGGUUACACCGACACAAUAAUUGAUGUGAGAUCAAACAGAGUGAGGUCAUUGCUUGGAUUAAACAACAAUAUAGACUCCGAUGAUAUGAAUACACCAGCAUUGAAUGGUAACGAACCAUCGAAAAAGCGUGUUAUACGUCGUUCGAGGUCAGAGAGAGCAAAAAAGGUGUAUCUUCGUAGUCCAUCCCACAUUUCUAAGGAACCAACGUCUCUCACUGAUGCAAUGAUCCUUGACACCGAGGCAUCUGUCAUGGCAAAUUUUGAAUUUCUGGCUCACACCGAUAUCGACAUGGAGGAGGAAGAGGGCGAAGUGGAAGACGAACUUUACGAUGCCGAUGCCGAGCCGAAACAGAAUAAGGCAUCCAUAAUGCUGGGCGAGGAUGUUGAUGCUGAAGCGGAGGAAGUUUUGAACGAACUGAAUCUUCUCACGGAAACUGAAGACUCACACAUUAUUCAUCCCCAUGCUAUUCCCAAAUACACCGAUACAAUGCGUGUGGAGCGAGACCCUCAGUGCCCAGGCGAGGAGAGUGAUUCGGCCCUGGGUCUGGGAGAAUUAGCCCAAUUAACAGUUAACAAUGAUGCUGAUGUGGCAUACGAUAUGGCGGCGACAAAAGAAACGUACAGAAAGACGUGGAACGCAAAAUACACUCUGCGCUCUCACUUCGAUUGCGUGAGAGCCCUCGUCUUCCAUCCAACGGAUCCAGUUCUGAUAACAGCAUCGGAUGAUCAUACUUUGAAGCUCUGGAAUUUGCAGAAGACAGUGCCAGCAAAAAAAUCAGCGUCUUUGGACGUUGAGCCGCUUUACACAUUCAGAUCGCACACAGGGCCAGUUUUGUGUUUAGGAAUGUGUAGCACUGGUAGUCGUUGUUACUCAGGUGGUUUAGAUGGUAUGAUACACUGCUGGUCAGUGCCAGCUGGUAAUAUUGAUCCAUACGAUUCCUAUGAGCCUGGUGUACUCAGCCAAUCGUUGACUGGACAUACCGAUGCUGUAUGGGGACUCAGUAUGUACCAUCCAAGGUCACAAUUACUGUCAGCUAGUGCUGAUGGGACUGUUAAAUUGUGGAAUCUACAGAACAAAGCACCACUGCUCAAUUCAUAUGCUUCUGACCUAGCAGAUGGAACUCCCACUUCAGUUGACUUCAUCAGAGAUGAGCCUCACAAGAUAGUGGUCGCAUACGAUGGAGCCUGCGUUGUGUUCGAUGCUGAGACUGGUUCAGCAGUAGCGAGACUCGAGGGUAAUGGAACCCGAGGUGUUAAUCGUGUCGUGGCUCAUCCAAUCCAACCUUUGAUAAUAGCAGCCCAUGAGGAUCGUCACAUAAGAUUUUACGACCACCGUUCGGCGACACUGGCUCACGCCAUGGUAGCACACUUGGACGCCGUAACUAGUCUCGCUGUUGAUCCCCACGGUCUUUAUCUGCUCUCAGGCAGUCACGACUGCAGUAUAAGAUUAUGGAAUAUGGACAACAAAACUUGCGUACAAGAAAUAACAGCACACCGCAAGAAAUUCGACGAGAGUAUCCUUGACGUUGCGUUCCAUCCCUCGUUACCCUUUAUCGCCAGUGCUGGGGCUGAUGCACUUGCCAAGGUAUUCGUGUGAGUGAUAUAAAUUGAGAUAACGGAGCCGAAGGAACGUCACGAAUUCACUACAUUUAUAAAAAUUACAAGUUGUCGCAUAUGACACUUUUAAUAGGAAAAAAAAAAGAUCAUGUGAAGCGGUUUUUGUACUCAUGUUCAUUAUUAUUUUUCAUCAUUUUUUUAGAUAGUUUUACUUGUAUGUACUAUACACUUCCAGGAAACUUCUCUUUAGAAUGAUUUUACCAAUUCCAUUUUUCCUCAUCUCAUCCUUAACAAAUAAUUGAGAAGAAAAUGCGAAUUAAAUAAAAUGAAAAAAAAAAAACAAAAGUGGAAGAAACGUAAUUGUAUUUAAGUAUGGUCAGACAAAGCAGCAUAUUCAAAUACUCAUAUUAUUAUAGUGAGGCGAAUGAAGACGGCAGGUAAAAGAAUUUUAAUGAAACAUUACGGAGAAUUUAAAGAUUAUUAUCUUGUAUUAUUACAAAAUGAUGACAAAUGGAAUGAGUUCUCAUUCAAGUGCAAAUGCUAUUUGUUGAUAUAAUCGUCACUAAGUAGACGUAUUAAUCUGUCGGCAGAGUGAAACAGCUCAUCGACACUGUAGUAUACUAUCUAUCAUAGUGGUGAAAUCUCCUCUCCCCUCUCCCUUUCAUUGAUUAGAUCACCCGUGAAAAACUUUAAAGUGGUGUACAACCGAUAUAAAAUUGAAGAAAGGUAAAGUGAAAAUAUUAUGAAGGCGUCAACCCUCCUGAGGAGCAUUGAAGAGUCCAGGGGAGCACACUGCCGCAGUAGCAUAAUAUUUAUCCUUAUGUUAAUUAUUUAUUACCGAGUAUCACAGUUACUGUUGCACAGCUACUGGGGAUUAAAUUUUAAAACAUGAGGAAUUACGAUUGAAUAAAUUCUCAAUGAAUGACGAACAUUCACAGACGACAUUAUGUUAUUCCAAUUAAACGAUGGAAGAAGAGAACAAAAAAAGAAUACAAAAUAUAUACAAAUGCUAUUAGUCUCCCAUUACACCAUUUUUGUGCUGCCCCUCGCAUUAUACUGAGGUCCAGCGUUAUGGUAAUUACAAUGAUUAAUUGAUAAUAAUAAAAUGUAAGGUAAUUAUUAAAGAAAAAAUGAAAAAAAAGACAAAAAACAUUACUUAGUAAUAAUAAUUAAUAGCAAUAAAUUAUAACUGUGUGUUUCACUGUAAUAUAUUGUAUUUAAAAAUAGACGAAAAAACAAAACCGUGUAACUUACUUUUAAUGAA
This is a messenger RNA of Diachasmimorpha longicaudata, 3783 nucleotides long. It is a transcript of the gene Cka, whose product is annotated as striatin. Bases 397 to 2559 code for a protein of 720 amino acids. The transcript has 11 exons. The record is from RefSeq and is a predicted model, not a curated record. Gene Ontology annotation, molecular function: protein binding. NCBI's taxonomy places the organism in Eukaryota, Metazoa, Arthropoda, Insecta, Hymenoptera, Braconidae.